AUGCAGUACUCCGCACUUUUCAUGUCCACCCUCGUGGCCUUGGCCUCUGCCCAGAGCGGUACCCCUUCUGCUACCUCCGGAAGCUCCGCCACCCAGAGUGCUACUCCCAACACCACCCUCUCAUCAAAGACCACUGGCACCCCAACAAGCUCCGCGUCUUCUCAGAGCACCACUGUUGUCAGCAUCUUUGAAGCUUACGAGAAUGACAGCGGCGCCGACAUCAGUGUCUCAUGGUACACUAGCCUUGGUGCCAGUAUCGCCGGCAUUAAUGCCGACUACACCACCUACGCCGUGGACUGCAUGAGCGACGCAGCUCUCUCUGAUUGCAGCAUUAACGCUCCCUACACCAUGAUCGCCGGUCCUACCACCCUCAGCUACUAUAAGGCCUUGCCUGUUGACAUGGAAGCCUACGAUGCUACCGUCACUGUCACCCAGGACGUCGCAUGCUCCUUCACCCACAGCACUGAAUCUGCUGUCUGCACAGAGACAGAGUGGGUCUCAUAUGCGGGCGAAUCUACCUCUACCACGACUACCAAGUCCUAUGCCACCAAUGACAUCUUCUACAUUCCCAUCACCGUCACUGCUGGCCUGGACAAGCUCAACUCGCCCCAGGCUACUGAGACUUCUUCCUCCAGCAACGCUGCGGGUGCUCCUCAUCGCCCCCUCGCUACUGCUGCCCCUCUAGGUGCGGCUGCUAUCUUGGCUGUGGUUGGUCUGUUCUAG
Penicillium malachiteum is the source of this 723-nucleotide messenger RNA. RefSeq lists its product as uncharacterized. The coding region runs from base 1 to 723 and encodes 240 amino acids. Lineage: Eukaryota; Fungi; Ascomycota; Eurotiomycetes; Eurotiales; Aspergillaceae. The transcript has a single exon. The record is from RefSeq and is a predicted model, not a curated record.